This is a messenger RNA of Paralichthys olivaceus (Japanese flounder), 1876 nucleotides long. RefSeq names its product S-adenosylmethionine synthase. Gene Ontology annotation, molecular function: ATP binding; methionine adenosyltransferase activity. NCBI's taxonomy places the organism in Eukaryota, Metazoa, Chordata, Actinopteri, Pleuronectiformes, Paralichthyidae. Gene Ontology annotation, cellular component: cytosol. Gene Ontology annotation, biological process: S-adenosylmethionine biosynthetic process. The record is from RefSeq and is a predicted model, not a curated record.
CCUUGGGACUGUGAGAUUAGAACGCAGCCAAAGUCUAGUGCACCAAUCUGUCUGUCUUUGUCCUGUUUGGAUAAGAAGCGCCUCGUGUGCUGAAGCAGCUUCACUCCUGCCACGUCCGCCCAGCUCACCCCACGUCAGGCAGCUCCGAGAGGGACACGAGAAUGAACGGCAUAAUCAAUGGAAACUGCAACUACGACCAUCAGGAGGGGUCCUUCAUGUUUACCUCCGAGUCGGUGGGAGAGGGACAUCCUGAUAAGAUCUGCGAUCAGAUCAGUGACGCUGUGCUGGACGCUCACCUGAAGCAGGACCCCGACGCCAAAGUGGCCUGUGAGACGGUGUGCAAGACAGGCAUGGUGCUGCUUUGUGGCGAGAUCACGUCCCGCGCCAACGUGGACUACCAGAGAGUGGUGAGAGACACCAUCCAACAUAUCGGUUAUGACAACUCAGCGAAAGGCUUUGAUUAUAAGACCUGUAAUGUGCUGGUGGCCCUCGAGCAGCAGUCCCCUGAUAUCGCACAGGGAGUUCAUAUCGAUCGUCUUGAGAGCGACAUCGGAGCUGGAGACCAGGGUCUGAUGUUUGGAUACGCCACAGACGAGACAGAGGAGUGCAUGCCUCUCACCAUCAUCCUCGCACACAAGCUCAACGCCAAGAUGGCCGACCUGAGACGAACCGGGGAAGUUCCCUGGCUGCAGCCGGACUCCAAGACGCAGGUGACAGUUCAUUAUACCCAGGAAAACGGUGCCGUGAUCCCCAAGAGGGUCCACACCGUGGUGAUCUCAGUGCAGCACGACGACUACGUGAGUCUGGAGGAGCAGAAGAACGUUCUGAAGGAGAAAGUCAUCAAGGCGGUCGUCCCUGCAAGGUACCUGGACGAGAACACCGUCUAUCACCUGCAGCCCAGCGGACGCUUUGUGAUCGGUGGACCGCAGGGUGAUGCUGGAGUGACGGGCAGGAAGAUCAUCGUCGACACAUACGGAGGCUGGGGGGCCCACGGCGGGGGGGCCUUCUCUGGGAAGGACUACACCAAAGUGGACCGCUCGGCUGCGUACGCUGCCCGCUGGGUGGCAAAGUCUCUGGUGAAGGCCAAACUGUGCAGGAGGGUCCUGGUGCAGGUUGCGUAUGCGAUCGGAGUCGCUCACCCUCUGUCCAUCUCCGUGUUCACGUUCGGCUCCUCACAGAAGAGCGAGACGGAGCUGCUGCACAUCGUCAAUAAAAACUUUGAUCUCAGACCCGGUGUCAUCGUCAGGGACCUGGACCUGAAGAGACCCAUCUACCAGAAGACGGCCUGUUACGGACACUUUGGCAGGAAGGACUUUCCCUGGGAAACCCCAAAGAACCUCAACUUCUAGUGUGUCUGUGUACCAGUGUAUGAGUGUGUGUGUUGGGGUAUGCGUGUGUUUGUGUGUUAUAGAUAGCGACCCUCGUGCUCCUGUAACCCAGUAGGAGGAAGGCAGCUGCCAGCGGACCAGGGAGGGGACGGGACGGGUCAGGGUGGGGGUGCAGAUAACCUCUGGUCAUUGGACGAGAGUACGAGGAUUGUCGCCCUUCAAUGGCUACAAGAACUACAAGUGAGCUGUUUGGUAUUUUCGUCCCGUACAUGCACGUGCUCGGUCACGUGCUGUUCGCGGCUAUUUGGCUUUUCAGUCCGAAGUUAAGGGAAUGACCAAAUUUUGUAGGAGAACAGCCAUUGAUACUUCAGCAGAGACGUUCAGAACCACGACGAUGCCUUAACCACAAUCAUUAAUACACACUUUUGUAUUUUUGUAUGACUGAUACUGUGAUACUGUGCCUGAGUGUCCGCAGGGUUAGACGUGACACCGGGUGAGGACGAAGCCUUCAGAGAUUUUGAACAAACAAUAAAGACUGUGAAGCUUUU